CGCCUUCCUCCGUCCGCAGCCAAGGUUUCUAGGGUUUUCUCCUGCUCGCCGGCGCCGCCACCUCCACCUCCGGCCGCACCAUGACGGCCGCCGAGCUCGAGAAGCAGGAGGAGCAGCUCCGCGCCCAGAUCGAGGAGCAGAAGCUCGAUGGGGGAGAUGAGCCAGUCGUUGAGGAUGACGACGACGAUGAAGAUGAUGAUGACGAGGAGGAUGACAAAGAUGACGAUGAUGUAGAGGGAGGUGAUGCCACCGGAAGAUCUAAGCAGAGUCGUAGUGAGAAAAAGAGCAGGAAGGCCAUGCUGAAGCUUGGCAUGAAGGCUGUCAUCGGUGUCAGCCGUGUUACUGUGAAGAAAAGCAAGAAUGUCCUUUUCGUCAUCUCCAAACCGGAUGUCUUCAAGAGCCCUACAUCAGACACCUAUGUCAUUUUUGGUGAGGCCAAGAUUGAGGAUCUGAGCUCACAGCUGCAGACCCAGGCUGCGGAGCAAUUCAAGGCGCCUGAUCUGAGCAGCAUGCUCUCGAAGCCUGAGGCUUCCACAGCAGCGCAGGAUGACGAUGAGGCCAUCGAUGAGACUGGCGUUGAGCCAAAGGACAUCGAGCUUGUGAUGACCCAGGCCACUGUGUCCAGGUCCAAGGCGGUGAAGGCACUCAAGGCUGCCGAUGGCGACAUAGUCACAGCCAUCAUGGAACUCACAAACUAGCGAGCUUCCCAUUCGAUCGUUUGAUCUCACUUAUGAUCUACCUCAUCUGAAUGGGGGAUAUAUAUAUGUUGAGAUGUCUGCUGUCAGUUUUUUCAUGCCAUUGUUCUAAGCAGUCUUGGACGAUGUAAGGAUACUUUGAGUGGUCUUGAGAGUAGGUGGGGUUUCCUUUUCAUCUGCAUUUCUACUAGAGUAAGUUUGUUGGCCUUCUAUUCUGGAACGGCGGAACAAAGAGAAUAGCUAUAAAAAUUGAA
Oryza brachyantha (malo sina) is the source of this 949-nucleotide messenger RNA. RefSeq names its product nascent polypeptide-associated complex subunit alpha-like protein 1. The record is from RefSeq and is a predicted model, not a curated record. Gene Ontology annotation, cellular component: nascent polypeptide-associated complex; cytoplasm. Gene Ontology annotation, biological process: protein targeting to membrane. The transcript has 4 exons. Lineage: Eukaryota; Viridiplantae; Streptophyta; Magnoliopsida; Poales; Poaceae. Bases 81 to 698 code for a protein of 205 amino acids.